AUGACAUUGGUAUCAAAACUCGUACUUUAUUGGGUUGUAUUUGCGUGUUGUGUAUCAAUUAUUAAAGUUAGUGGAAGUUGUUGGUCUAGUGCAUGGGGUGGAUGCAAUGACGGUGGUUGUCGUAAGAUGGGUGGCUACUGUGUGAACUUUGGUUUUCGACCGGAUAAUAACGAUUGUCGUUGUGUACCUUUGAGAGGCAAACGAUUCAUUUUCAACCAGACACCAAAAUAA
Adineta ricciae is the source of this 231-nucleotide messenger RNA. The record is from the annotation of a GenBank genome assembly. Lineage: Eukaryota; Metazoa; Rotifera; Eurotatoria; Adinetida; Adinetidae.